Penicillium subrubescens is the source of this 1914-nucleotide messenger RNA. RefSeq names its product putative oxidoreductase, FAD-binding. The coding region runs from base 1 to 1914 and encodes 637 amino acids. Lineage: Eukaryota; Fungi; Ascomycota; Eurotiomycetes; Eurotiales; Aspergillaceae. The transcript is spliced from 2 exons. The record is from RefSeq and is a predicted model, not a curated record. Gene Ontology annotation, molecular function: oxidoreductase activity.
AUGGCAGCACUACACGGAUGGCACCCUGGUGAGGUAGCAAUUCAGCGCAAGCUUGGAUAUGCGGAUGUCGUCAGGGAUCACUGGUCGAUUGUGGGAUCAUUCAUGCCCCAGCAACAUCGGAUAUUUCACACCUCAAACCUUCCCUUCAUUCCUCUUACUACACUUGAUGAUGAUGGCCGUCCUUGGGCGUCCAUUGUGUCUGGGUCAGCCGGUGCGAUAGGUUUUGUUAAAAGCCCAGAUGCUCGAACACUCUCCAUCCACGCUCGAAUUUGGGACGGUGAUCCACUGCUCGAUACCUUCAAAGCCUGGGCCAGUCUGAAGAACCCACAAGAUGUGAUUACUGAGAGAUUCCUCACUGCGGGACUGGGUAUCGAAUUUUCGACACGGCGACGCAAUAAAUUCGCAGGGCUCAUACGAGGUAUGCAGCGAGUAACAGCAUCGGAUUAUCAGAUUGAUCUAGCUGUCACAGAGACCACUGGAAACUGUCCAAAGUACAUCAAUGUCCGCAAACUUGUCGCCUUUCCACAGACGCAACCUGGUAUUGCAUACCGAAACCAAAACCUGUCACCCGAUGAAAGACUCCCAGAUGAGGUACGAGACUUCAUCCUGGACGCCGACACAGUCUUUGUAGCCUCAGUCUACAAUUCAAAGAAAGAAACAGCCGCGGAGUAUCCCUCUCAUGCGGGUAUGAAUGCUCGAAGCGGCUUACCGGGCUUCAUUCGCGUUAGUCCAUCCGAUGGCCGCACUGUAGUGAUCCCUGACUAUUCCGGAAACCGCUUCCUUACAAGUCUGGGGAAUAUCGAAUCGAGUGGUCUAGCAGGAUUAACUAUCGUCUCCUUCUCAACAGGCGAUGUCCUUUAUCUGUCAGGCACCGCUGAGAAUCAUGUGGGCCCGGCCGCAUCUCAAAUUAUGACCAGACACUCGAGCCUUACGACAGUAAAGGUGACUGGCUAUACCUUAGUCCGAAAUGCCCUACCUGUGCGACAGCAACCUGGGACAUCUGUUGAACGGAGCCCAUACAGUCCAAAGAUCAAAUACUUGGUGGAAGAGACGGGAUCGGAAAUGAGUGAAACCGAAGGACACAAAGCAAAUCUUCAAGAAGCUGUGCAACUGUCUUCUGAUCUCGCCGUGUUCAAGUUCAAAGUCAACACAAAUCCUGGUACCGCAGGGCUCAAAAUACGUCCAGGUCAGGCCAUCGUGCUUGAUUUUAUGGAUUGGAUAGGACCUCCUCGGUACCGACACAUGGCAGACUCAGCCCCUGAAUCGAUCAAUGAUGAUCGAGUCCGUACAUGGACGGUAUCGAGUGCUCACGAAGGACAGAAUGCGACAUGGUUUGAAUUGACUAUGCGCAAAAUGCCCGGCGGUGCAGUGACGGGUGCUUUAUUUAACAUCCUCGAAGAUUACUCGCUGAAUCAAAUGGGGCAUCUUGUUAAGUUCAAUGGCUCUGUGUCUGCAGAAAUUGUGGGCAUCACGGGCGACUUUUUCAUCAACUCCGACAAACUCGACGUCUCAUGGAUAGCUGGGGGCAUCGGAAUAACGCCUUUCCUAGCGAUGAUUCAAGCACUGGAGCAACGUGGUUCUCGUGCUGAAGGCGAUAUAUUUCUGGUUCUGGCAACUAGAGAGCCGGAAAUUAUGCUACGAUUGAUCCAACCGGCGCUUGAAAGGAUGGCCCCGACGGUCAGCAUUAAGGUUGAGAUAUUCACAAAUAAAGCUGUCGACAUGGAGCCCUUUAAUAGACAAAACGCCAAGAUCACAGUCCACCAAGGGCGUAUCCGCCCAGAAUACUGGAGAGGUACUUCCAAGGAUAAAGAAGUAUUUAUUUGUGGCCCUAAUGGGUUUGGAGACUCGGUUGUAAAUGGAAUGCAGGCCGCGGGUUUACAGCCGAGUCAAAUACACAGAGAGGGGUUUUAUUGA